Messenger RNA from Tinamus guttatus (white-throated tinamou), 2543 nucleotides. NCBI's taxonomy places the organism in Eukaryota, Metazoa, Chordata, Aves, Tinamiformes, Tinamidae. The record is from RefSeq and is a predicted model, not a curated record.
CCAAAAGCUCAGAGCUCCCAGGAUCCUGGCGUGUACGGAGUAGUGCAGUCUGGUGACCACAUUGGCCGCACGUGCAUGGUGAAGUGGUUCAAGCUGAAACCAACUGGAGAUGAUGUGGAGCUGAUCGGGGAGGAGGAGGACGUGAGCGUGUACGAUAUUGCCGAUCACCCCGACUUCCGCUUCCGCACCACGGACAUCGUCAUUCGCAUCGGCUCCGAGGGAGCCACGGCCAACGAGGACGAGCCUUCGGUUGGACAAGUGGCUCGUGUGGAUGUCAGCAGUAAAGUAGAAGUGGUGUGGGCUGAUAACUCCAAGACCAUCAUUCUGCCUCAGCACUUGUACAACAUCGAGUCGGAGAUCGAGGAGUCGGACUAUGAUUCUGUCGAUGGCAGCACCAGCGGGGCCUCCUCCGAGUGGGAGGAUGAAAGCGACAGCUGGGAGACAGACAACGGCCUCAUGGAAGAUGAGCACCCCAGAAUUGAGGACUUGGAGCCAGAGGAGCCAGCAGCAGAAGAGGUGAAAAAAGUAGAGGAACAAGUCCAGGGAGCUGUGGCUAUGGCAGUUGCAGACCUUGCUGCAGAUAAAGCUGGUAAGGAUGGGGCUCCAAAGAGCUUCCGGGAGCUAAAAGAGGCCAUUAAGAUCCUGGAAAGCCUGAAAAAUAUGACUGUGGAGCAGCUUCUGACUGGCUCUCCCACGUCCCCAACUGUGGAGCUGGAAAAACCCACUCGGGAGAAGAAGUUCUUGGAUGACAUUAAAAAGCUACAGGAAAACCUAAAGAAAACCUUGGAUAAUGUGGCUAUUGCAGAGGAGGAAAAGAUGGAAGCCAUGGUGGAGACGGAGAAGAAGGAAGAAAAAGCAGAGGCACAGACACCAGUGAGGUCAGAGUGGCCGAGUGAGACGCCAGUGCUCUGCCAGCAGAGUGGGGGCAAGCCCGGGGUCACCUUCACCAGCGCCAAGGGAGAGGUCUUCUCCGUGCUGGAAUACGCUCCAGAUACCCACGCCUUCAAGAAAAUGGAGUUCCAGCCCCCCGAAGCCAAGAAGUUCUUCAGCACCGUGCGGAAGGAGAUGGCUCUCUUGGCCACCUCCCUGCCUGAUGGCAUCAUGGUCAAAACCUUUGAGGACCGAAUGGAUCUCUUCUCAGCACUUAUAAAAGGGCCCACGCGCACACCCUAUGAAGACGGCCUCUUUCUCUUCGAUAUCCAGCUCCCCAACAUCUACCCUGCUGUCCCACCUCUCUUCCGCUACCUCUCCCAGUGCAGUGGGAGACUGAAUCCCAACCUGUACGACAACGGCAAAGUGUGUGUCAGCCUCCUGGGCACGUGGAUAGGCAAGGGGACGGAAAGGUGGACUAGUAAAUCCAGCCUCCUUCAAGUACUCAUCUCCAUCCAAGGUCUUAUCCUAGUGAACGAGCCCUAUUACAACGAGGCAGGGUUUGACAGCGACCGUGGCCUCCAGGAGGGCUACGAGAACAGCCGCUGCUACAACGAGAUGACCCUGAUCCGCGUGGUGCAGUCCAUGAUGCAGCUGCUGCGCAGGCCCGUGGAAGUCUUCGAGCACGAGAUCCGCGAGCACUUUCGCUGCAACGGUUGGCGCCUGGUGUCCCGCAUCGAGUCCUGGCUGGAGACGAACGAGCUGGUGGAGCGCAGCCACGAACAGGCCAACGGGGCGGAUUCCACCUCGCUGCUGGCGGCUUGCGGCGCCCUCGCCGACAGCCCGGGAGACAGUGCGGAGUUACUGGAGGACGGCAGCUCCGCGGAGCAGGGGGCGGCCGCCGAAUUUUCCGACUCGGCCCUCGAUGGGAAGGAGGAGCUGGAUGAGUCGGAGUUCACCACCUCGACGCCCAACGCCGGUGAUCUCCAGCAGUACUCGGACUCGGAGAGCACAGGCCAAGCCAGGGAGGCAGACCUGGCCAGAGACCGAACGGACGAGGGGAAGGCUGCCCAGGACUCUGCCUCGCAGCCUAGCGUGAAACCAAAGAAAAGGAGGAAGAGCUACAGGAGUUUCCUUCCGGAGGAGAGCGGUUAUCCUGAUAUCGGCUUCCCCCUAUUCCCUUUGUCCAAGGGGUUCAUUAAAAGCAUCCGUGGUGUCUUGCAGCAGUACCGGGCUGCCUUAGCAGGGGCCAAUAUCCCAGAGUGGACAGAGGACAAAUAAAUCAUCAGGUUAGGGACAGGCAAGUGCAGGGGAGAAGGGAAAGCAGCAGAAAGGAAUUUGGCAAACACUGUUACCAGUAAACUGGCUUGUCCUUCCAGCUUUUCUUCCUCAGCUUGGUUUGUUCCAAAGAAGUUGGUAGGCCUGAUUGCUCCUCCAAGGAAAGGUUGUCUAAGCAUGAAUAACUCUUUGCCCCUGGCCCUUCUUCCUUCCCCCCUGUCCUGUGUACACGCUCCUCUUGCGAGUUUGAUCCUGCAAUGGUAAGAUUUGAGACCUGCACAGACGCAGUCUUGCAGCCACAUUCCCUCUGCACUUUCAUCUUGGGGCACCUUUCCACACAAAGACUCUUCCCACCCAGCGCUACCCCAGCAGUUUAUUGGGGUUCCAGCCAGGAG